Molecule: messenger RNA, 814 nt
Organism: Punctularia strigosozonata HHB-11173 SS5
Lineage: Eukaryota; Fungi; Basidiomycota; Agaricomycetes; Corticiales; Punctulariaceae
Exons: 1
Source: RefSeq, a predicted model, not a curated record
AUGGCGGGGAUGGGUCAGAUGGGGAUGGGGAUGGGGAUGCAAGGUGGAGGUGGGGCGGGACAGAUGGGCAUGGUCGGCAUGCAGAACCGCGCGGGCAUGGGCGCCAACGCGUUUUCCGCUCAGCCGGGACAGAUGGCCGGCGCCGGAGGUCAGAUGCAGCAGCAGGGCAUGCACGGCGGCGCCAAUCCGUCGCAUCUCAGCCUCACGCCGCAGCAGCAGCAGGCGCUGGGCUCGAUGAACGCGCAGCAGCGGCAGCUGUACCUGCUCCAGAUGUCGAACCGCGCGAUGGCGGGCGGGAUGGGCAUGGUCGGCGGGAUGGGUGCCGGCGCGUCGCAGAACAUGGCGAACAUGGUCGGCAUGGCGCAGGGCGGGAUGGGCAUGGUGCCCGGCAUGAGCGGGAUGCCCAUGAGCCAGGCCCAGAUCGGCAUGGGCAUGGGCAUGGGUAUGGGCCCGCAGCACCAGCAGCGGCUGUCGAUGGACGGCUCCUCCGGCGCGCUCGACCCCAGCCAGAUGCAGAUGGGCCAGCCACAGCAAGCACAGCAGCAGCAGCAGCAGCAAUCUCCUCAAGCCCACCAGCAACAGUUUGCGGCGCUGCGCUCGAACCCGAUGCCGCCGAACAUGCCCGGGAUCGCGCGCGCGACGCGGACGCCGUCGGACCACGCCGGCUCGCCGAUGACGCCGCAGGCGGGCGGGCGCUUCCCGAGCGCGACGCCGGAGGACUAUCAGCGCGCGGCGAUGAUGCGCAGCCGCAUGGGCUCCCAGCAGGGGUACCUCAUGGGCCAGCAGCAGCAGCAGCAGCAGCAGGCGGGGAUGA